AUGCAGGCGACGGGCAGCCUUGUUGGCAUUGCCAUUGCACAAGACUCUAGUGUGAUCCAAGAGACAACAGAGCAGAACUAUAUUUUGUCUUCGAUUGAAGAGAACCAACGCCUAUCACAACAGUCCAAUACUGAACAUAGUGCCAAUGGCGUCGGUAACACAGAUCCUUCCACGAAAUACUACGUGAUAGAAUUGAGCUAUAAAUCCGAAGGCGGACUCACUGAGCCGAUUACGAUUCGUCACCAAAUACCAGAGGCUAUCACAGAUCGGCCAGGAACCGCCAUUUUAGACCAGCUACAAAUGCCGAUCUCACCGCAAGAAGCCCUAUCACUCCCAACCCGAGAUAUACUUGACCAACUGGUCCAGACGUUCUUUCACAAGAUUCAUCCAGCCUACCCGCUAUUCGACAGGGAAAUAUUCUUACAGUCUUACCAUGAAGGCCACACGUCUCCCUUGGUUUUACAAACGAUUGCUCUUCUAGGUUUCACCAUCGGAGGCGAUGAUUUGAUCCGUGAAGCGGGUUUCAGUGACCGUGCAACAGCAAGGAAGACGCACUAUAUUCGCGCCAAGACUUUGUACGACGCAGAUUAUGAGACUGACCGCAUGAAUCUUGUUGCUGCGCUGCUCCUUCUGGGCUUCUGGUGGGCCGGACCUGACGACCAGAAAGAUACCUGCUACUGGGUUAGCUGCGCUGUCAAUGUGGCGCAAUCAAUGGGACUGCACCGCUCGUGGGUUGUGACGAUUGCAUGGAUCCUGAAACACGCUGACAAGGUGGUCACAGGGUGCAGCAGCCUGCUAUUGCUCCACGCGUGA
This is a messenger RNA of Penicillium nucicola, 813 nucleotides long. Its product is annotated as fungal specific transcription factor domain-containing protein. The record is from RefSeq and is a predicted model, not a curated record. Gene Ontology annotation, molecular function: zinc ion binding; DNA binding. Gene Ontology annotation, biological process: DNA-templated transcription. The transcript has 2 exons. Bases 1 to 813 code for a protein of 270 amino acids. Lineage: Eukaryota; Fungi; Ascomycota; Eurotiomycetes; Eurotiales; Aspergillaceae.